UGUAGAAAGAAAAGAAGAAGAAGAAGAUGUCGGGGGUAUGGGUAUUCAAGAACGGGGUGGUGAGGUUGGUGGAGAACCCAGGCGGGGAUUCAGUGCAAGGUGGAGGAGGGAAUGGGAGGAACAAGAAGGUGCUGGUUCACAGCACAAGCAAUGAGGUGAUUACUUCCUAUUCUGUGUUGGAGAGGAAGCUCAACAGUCUCGGCUGGGAGCGCUACUACGAUGAUCCAGACCUUCUUCAGUUCCACAAGCGCUCCACCGUGCACCUCAUCUCCCUCCCCAAAGACUUCAACAAGUUCAAGUCCAUGCACAUGUACGACAUCGUCGUCAAGAACAAGAACUCAUUCGAAGUUAGAGACAUGUAAUUUCAUUUGUCUAUCUUUCCAUUCAUCACGUGUUCGUGUUUCUUGUCUUAGAUUAGGGGGCCGGGGGUUCAGAAUUAAUGAAUGUUUAAUUUGUUUAUGUAUGUAGGUCUUAAUGAUGAUGAUGUUAAUUAUUUGUGUGUGAA
This is a messenger RNA of Arachis stenosperma, 505 nucleotides long. RefSeq names its product flowering-promoting factor 1-like protein 3. Gene Ontology annotation, biological process: regulation of flower development. The transcript has a single exon. The coding region runs from base 27 to 362 and encodes 111 amino acids. The record is from RefSeq and is a predicted model, not a curated record. NCBI's taxonomy places the organism in Eukaryota, Viridiplantae, Streptophyta, Magnoliopsida, Fabales, Fabaceae.